GGCGGGGCCUGCGGUUGCCAAGCGCUCGGUCACUCGUGUGGGAAGUGCUGAUAUUUGAAGGCGUCACAGCGGCGUCACGCACGGAUUCUGAUCGGUGACGAGUUCGCGGUAACGAUAACGGCGGAACGACGCGCUCAACAGCACUUUAACGGCGUUAAGCCGAGCGCUAGUCCUCCGGUGGAGAAGUGUUGAGCUCAGCAGCUAGCCAACACUAGCCCGUUAGCGAGCGUCACGUCACGUCAACAAGCCCCCGAGUCAACGCGUCACGGAUAUCAGCAGUUCCGAUCGGGCUGAUCGAUCAGUUAUUGAUCAUGGAGAAGAAGAGGACGGACUGCCCCGCGCUUCCUCCCGGCUGGAAGAAGGAAGAAGUCAUCCGGAAGUCAGGGCUGAGCGCUGGAAAGAGUGAUGUGUAUUAUUACAGUCCCAAAGGGAAGAAGUUUCGCAGUAAGCCUCAGUUAUCUCGAUAUCUGGGUAACACAGUGGAUCUGGGAUGCUUCGACUUCCGCACGGGGAAGAUGAUGCCCAGCAAGAUGCAGAAGAGCAAACAGAGACUGCGCAACGACAAUCUGAGCCUGAGUAAAGGUAAGCCGGAUCUGAACACAGCACUGCCCAUCAGACAAACAGCCUCCAUCUUCAAGCAGCCGGUCACAAAAGUGGUCAACCAUCCAAACAACAAGGUCAAAUCUGACCUGCAGAGGGCUACAGAGCAGCCACGACAGCUGUUCUGGGAGAAGCGUCUGAAGGGUUUGCGCUCGUGGGAUGUUUCUGAAGAAGUGCUGAGAACAAUGGAUCUGCCUACAGGUCUCCAGAGUAUCGGUCCGGACUCGUCAGAUGAGACUCUUCUGUCUGCGAUUGCUAGCGCUCUCCACAUGAGCUCGGCACCGAUCACCGGUCAGACGUCCAGCGCUGCAGAGAAAAACCCCUCAAUCUGGCUCAACACCACACAACCACUCUGCAGAGCGUUCAGUGUUACUGACGAGCACAUACGGGAGCAGGAGUUGAAGGUCCAACAGGCACGCCGCAGUCUGGAGGAGGCUCUGAUGGUGGAUGGUCUGGCCCGCGUUGCAGAAUCCACAGUGUAGAGAGAUCCGACAGGUGGGGUCACAUGAUCAUCCAGGAUAUGAUGUCAUCAGUCUGCAUCAUCAGCAGCUGAAUCGAGCACAGGUUCAUCACUCAUCACAGAUAUCGCUUCAAUAAAGGCCUUUUCUAGAGCUUCUAUUUUGAUGUACAUAUCCAUAUAUGUAUAUAUAUAUAUGAUUGAGAAUUGAGGACGCUUCUCUUGUGUGGGCCGGACAGACAGACGGAAACAAACACAGCAAUAAUCCUCCAAUCAGGUUCUGCCGCUGGAUGUCUUUAUUUUCAGGUCUGAUGCGACGCUCGCUCAGAUUCUCUCUCUUCAGGGCUCGUGGCGAAUGAUUAAUGCUUUUACAAACGUAUGAAUGGGGAAAUACCUGCUUAUUUAAGAAAAUAAAUUUUAUACCUUGAGAUGAAAUUGUGUAAAUUUCUUGCAUCAUUUCUAGAGUAAAUAAAUGAUUAUAUUCUCA
Messenger RNA from Danio aesculapii, 1544 nucleotides. It is a transcript of the gene mbd2, whose product is annotated as methyl-CpG binding domain protein 2. The record is from RefSeq and is a predicted model, not a curated record. NCBI's taxonomy places the organism in Eukaryota, Metazoa, Chordata, Actinopteri, Cypriniformes, Danionidae. The transcript has 7 exons. Gene Ontology annotation, molecular function: DNA binding. The coding region runs from base 312 to 1082 and encodes 256 amino acids.